Helianthus annuus (common sunflower) is the source of this 2936-nucleotide messenger RNA. Its product is annotated as pyrophosphate-energized membrane proton pump 3. The transcript is spliced from 16 exons. Lineage: Eukaryota; Viridiplantae; Streptophyta; Magnoliopsida; Asterales; Asteraceae. The record is from RefSeq and is a predicted model, not a curated record. Gene Ontology annotation, biological process: proton transmembrane transport. Gene Ontology annotation, molecular function: inorganic diphosphate phosphatase activity; diphosphate hydrolysis-driven proton transmembrane transporter activity. Bases 316 to 2718 code for a protein of 800 amino acids. Gene Ontology annotation, cellular component: membrane.
GAUCUGAAAUCUGAAAUCUGAAAUCUGAAACUAAUAAUAAAAAAAAAAAAAUCAUCCCUGCGCUUAAAAAAUGGAGAAAUAGAAACCCUAGUCUAUCUAUUAAUUUUAAUUUAAAACACCACUCGCCCAAAGUCAAAGUCGAGAGAAAAAAUUGAAACCGAAGAUCGAUCAGCCCUUUUUUUUAUCAGGCGACUGCGAAAAGAGACUAAUCCCGAUCAACAGGGCUAGACAGAGGGAGGAUUCACACAUGCUAAAACCCCUGCCCUGCCAACGAAGGAGUCUGUGCAACUGUAAGCUUUGACCCAGGCGAAUUCGAUGGAUGAUGCCAUGGAAACCGGUAACUUGGCUCCUUACCAAGAGAGACCGAGGACCUUUCCGGACAUGCGCAGUAAACCUAGCAUACCUCUGAUUUUCCGAAUUCUCAUGAGAAUGAACGUCCGUCUUCUUUUUGUGCUCCUGUUUUUGGGCUUUGGAGCUAUUUUUUACAUUGGUGCUAGUACCUCACCGAUCAUUGUCUUUGUCUUCUCAAUUUGCAUCAUCAGUUUCGUCAUAUCAAUAUAUCUCACUAAUUGGGUACUUGCCAAGGAUGAAGGACCUCCUGAAAUGGUUCAGAUAUCAGAUGCAAUACGCGAUGGAGCUGAGGGUUUCUUUAAGACUCAAUAUGGAUCUAUCUCUAAGAUGGCAUUAUUGCUAGCAUUGGUGAUCUUUGGCAUAUAUAUGUUCCGUAGUACCACUCCUCAACAAGAAUCUUCUGGCUUAGGGAGGUUAACUUCUGCGUCUAUCACCGUGAUUUCUUUUCUUUUAGGAGCUGUAUGUUCUGGUAUGGCUGGCUAUGUUGGUAUGUGGGUCUCUGUACGUGCUAAUGUUCGUGUUUCGAGUGCAGCAAGACGGUCUGCAAGAGAGGCGCUACAGAUAGCUGUUCGUGCUGGUGGUUUCUCCGCCUUGGUGGUUGUUGGUAUGGCUGUGAUUGGUGUUGCGAUUCUUUAUGCCACCUUCUAUGUUUGGUUGGGAGUGGACUCACCAGGUUCAAUGAAGGUUACUGACUUGCCUCUUCUUCUUGUGGGAUAUGGUUUUGGAGCUUCGUUUGUAGCCCUUUUUGCUCAGUUGGGUGGUGGAAUAUACACGAAAGCUGCUGAUGUUGGUGCCGAUCUUGUUGGAAAAGUCGAGCAGGGAAUACCUGAAGAUGAUCCUCGGAAUCCUGCUGUCAUUGCUGAUCUGGUUGGAGAUAAUGUUGGUGAUUGUGCAGCUAGAGGAGCUGAUUUGUUUGAGAGCAUAGCUGCAGAGAUAAUCAGUGCUAUGAUACUUGGAGGAACCAUGGCUCAGCGCUGCAAAAUUGAAGAUCCAUCAGGCUUCAUCUUGUUUCCUCUUGUCAUCCAUUCAUUUGAUCUCGUAAUAUCGUCGGUGGGGAUGUUUUCAAUACGUGGCACACGUGAUCCUGGAGUGAUUGGUGUUAUGGAGGAUCCUAUGACGAUACUUCAGAAAGGAUAUUCUGUUACAAUCAUUUUGGCGGUUGUGACUUUUGGUUUGUCUACGCGGUGGAUGCUCUACACAGAACAAGCUCCUUCUGCUUGGUUGAAUUUUGCCUUAUGUGGUUUGGUUGGAAUCAUGACGGCAUACAUAUUUGUUUGGAUUACUCAGUAUUACACCGACUAUAAACAUGAGCCUGUACGCAAAUUAGCUCUUUCCAGUUCAACAGGACAUGGGACUAACAUAAUUGCGGGCAUUAGCUUGGGUCUAGAAUCUACCGCUCUUCCUGUCCUUGUGAUAAGCGUGUCUAUUGUUUCGGCGUUCUGGUUGGGCCAAACUUCAGGACUGGUUGAUGAGGUUGGAAAUCCGACAGGUGGGUUGUUUGGGACGGCAGUUGCGACAAUGGGUAUGCUUAGUACUGCAGCCUAUGUUCUCACUAUGGAUAUGUUUGGUCCAAUAGCUGAUAAUGCUGGCGGAAUUGUUGAGAUGAGUCAGCAGCCUGAAAGCGUCCGGGAGAUCACUGAUGUUUUGGAUGCAGCUGGGAACACGACAAAAGCAACCACCAAAGGGUUUGCCAUUGGAUCUGCUGCACUUGCGUCUUUUCUUUUAUUCAGUGCAUAUAUGGAUGAAGUAGCAUCGUUUGCUCACACCCCAUUUACACAGGUUGACAUUGCUAUUCCAGAAGUAUUUGUUGGUGGAUUGUUGGGGUCCAUGCUUAUCUUUCUUUUUAGUGCGUGGGCGUGUGCUGCAGUUGGUCGGACUGCCCAGGAGGUUGUUAACGAAGUAAGAAGACAGUUUACUGAGAGGCCAGGCAUAAUGGACUUCAAAGACAAACCAGAUUAUGGGAGAUGUGUUGCAAUUGUGGCCUCUGCAUCUCUGAGGGAGAUGAUAAAGCCUGGAGCCUUGGCCAUUAUAUCACCUAUAUUUAUUGGCAUUCUGUUUCGGAUACUGGGUUACUAUACGGGGCAUCCUUUACUGGGGGCUAAGGUUGUGGCUUCCAUGUUAAUGUUUGCUACGGUUUCUGGUAUUCUGAUGGCUCUUUUCUUCAACACCGCUGGUGGUGCCUGGGAUAAUGCUAAGAAAUAUAUCGAGACGGGCGUCCUCGGAGGCAAAGGAAGUGACAGCCAUAAAGCAGCAGUUACCGGUGAUACUGUAGGUGACCCGUUCAAAGACACCGCUGGCCCCUCACUGCACGUCCUUAUCAAGAUGCUUGCAACGAUAACGCUGGUCAUGGCUCCAGUCUUUCUGUGAUGAACACAGCCUGCCUGCCUGAGAGUUCUAUUACUUUAUAACAAACCGAUUGUCUCUCCUUUUUUUAACGUGCUGUACCGAGAAGCAAAAUGCAUAGCAGGUCUAAUCUUUAUUGCUUAUGAAGCAGUUACUUUGACUUGAUAUGAAACUAUUUUUUGUUCGAGUCUCUUUACUUUACCCAUGAAUUGCUGUUAAAUCCCACUUCUCAUUUAAUAGCU